Verticillium nonalfalfae is the source of this 405-nucleotide messenger RNA. RefSeq lists its product as uncharacterized. The record is from RefSeq and is a predicted model, not a curated record. The transcript has a single exon. Lineage: Eukaryota; Fungi; Ascomycota; Sordariomycetes; Glomerellales; Plectosphaerellaceae. Bases 1 to 405 code for a protein of 134 amino acids.
AUGGUGUCCCGAUCUUCGACACCACUUUUCGAUGACCCUCACACACGACCUCUCAUAAGACUAGCCAUCAACAUCAACAUCUUCACACAAACUUUGCUAAAUCUCACUCAAUCAACCGGAAACAUGCUUUCUUUCAAGACCCUCGCUGUCCUGGCCGCCGUCGCCCUGGGUGCCGUCGCCCGCCCUGCUGACAUGGCGGCCCGUGACGAAGCCCCCGCCACCACCCCGUCUACCGAGAAGAUCACCUUUGCCAUGGCUGCUCCCGGACUCGAGGCCGGUGUGCAGUGCGGCCCCAACAAGUGCGGCGCCGGCCUCGUCUGCUGCAACGAGAGCUGCGGUAUCUGCAGCGCCCCUCGUGGUGUUUGCAUCACCCUCUGGUGUGGCGAGCCUAUCCUUUCCGUUUAA